Messenger RNA from Naumovozyma castellii, 2100 nucleotides. RefSeq names its product Tok1p (gene TOK1). Lineage: Eukaryota; Fungi; Ascomycota; Saccharomycetes; Saccharomycetales; Saccharomycetaceae. The transcript has a single exon. The record is from RefSeq and is a predicted model, not a curated record. Bases 1 to 2100 code for a protein of 699 amino acids.
AUGCGGAGAUUCAUUCCGAGGACAGUCUCAAACAUAAUUCACUUUCGAGGAGUGCCAAGACGAAGGAGCAUUGAAGAUCUAAACCGUAGUCUUGCGGAACAUAUAAACAAGGUCCAAGAUAUUGCACUGAGGGAAUCGUUGACAUUCCAUAAUGAAAGGAUCGCUAUUUUAAAUGCAGAUCCCAAAUCAAGAUUUUUCCUUUUAUGGUUCACCAUCUCAUGUUACUUUCCCGUCAUUACCGCAUGUUUAGGUCCCAUUGCCAAUACUAUCUCUAUUGCGUGUGUUGUAGAGAAAUGGAGAUAUGUGGGGAUAAGAAGAACAGAAGACGAAGGGGCAAAUCACUAUAGAGUCAGUGAUUCUCCAGGUAUAUUUGCUGUGAAUAUUUUAUCAUUGGUAUUUGGAUUCAUUUCUAAUAUUAUUUUAGUGUUACAUUUUGCUAAAAAAUUGAAUUAUUUCACAGCUCAAAUUUUAAAUCUCUUCGGCUGGACUACAGCAGGAUUACUGCUAAUGAUUGACGUUAUCGUUUCCGCAUCUACUGAUUUCCCAGAAAAUUAUCACAAAUCUAUUGGAUUUUGGUACGCAUGUAUUACUUCAGGUCUAUACCUUGGAUGUACACUCACGCUAAGUAUACAUUUUAUUGGAUAUGCCUUAGGUAGAUAUCCGGCAACGUUUAAUUUGCUGCCGAGAGAACGUAGUAUUAUGAUGUUUACUGUCUGGCUAUCCAUUUGGUUGAUUUGGGGUGCGGGUAUGUUUUCAGGUUUGAUUGGAGUCUCUUAUGGUAAUGCGUUAUAUUUUUGUACAGUUUCACUUUUAACCAUUGGACUGGGAGAUAUCCUACCUAAUUCCAUUGCUGCCAAAAUUAUGAUUUUAAUAUUUGCAGUGACUGGGGUUCUUAUAUUAGGUUUGAUUGUUUUUAUGACAAGGUCAAUUAUCCAAAAAUCAGCUGGUCCAAUAUUCUAUUUCCAUAGGGUUGAAAGGAGUAGAUCUAAAUUAUGGUCUAAGAUAAGAGAAGGAGAUUUAAACUUAACAGAAGAAGAAAGUUUUGAAAUGAUGAUGAAGAUCCGUAAAUUGAGUAAGAAAAGACAGCAAUUGUUCUCGCUAAUGAGCACGGUUACCAUAUUUGCUGCUUUCUGGCUACUUGGUGCCCUUGUACUUAUGUUUGCAGAGGGUUGGUCAUAUUUUGAUUGUAUGUAUUUCUGCUUCCUAUGCCUUUUAACGAUCGGUUAUGGGAGUGACUUUGCUCCAAAGACUGCUGCUGGAAGAGCAUUUUUUGUAAUAUGGGCAAUUGGUGCGGUUCCCUUAAUGACAGCCAUUCUAUCUACUGUUGGUGAUAUACUAUAUGAAUUAACGACAACAAUGGAUAAACUACUCGGGGAUAGGUUUGGACAUGGCAUAAAAUAUAUGAUUUUCCAAGGUACUAAUGCAAGGGAUUCACAAUUAGUUACGUCUGGUCACGUUGUAAAUGAAUCAGACGCGGAAGAAGUUGCGUCAGCAAUGGAUGAUGCUAAUAUCAGUGAGGAUCUAGAUGAUCAGGAAGAACUUGCCGCAAAUAAUGAUUCAUAUUAUGGACCUGGACAUUCCGAUGAAGCUCCAAUGACAGCGUCAACUACAACAUCAAGCUUACAAACAGAAGAUUCGGUCGAAAGUGAUGGAUUAGGAGAUUAUAUACAUCCAUUUCAAUCAUUGAUGACAGGUUCCACUUUAUCGUACACCAUGGAACAUCCAGAAAUGCUAAAAUUACAGCGACUAAAGAAAUUAUUGAGGGCAGUGGAGAAAUUACAUAAAGUAUCAAUGGAAGACGGGGAUCAUUUCUUCACUUUUGAUGAGUGGUCUAAGCUAAGAGAGCUCAAUGGGAAAAGCACAUCCAUGGAGGCAAAAAAUUUCUGGCUAUCGGAUGAUACUCCCUUAAAAUAUCCGAUCAAUCAAUCACAUUUUGCUUUUAUUAGUCUAUUCAAGAAGAUUGAAUUCCUUAUCAAGGAUAUUAUAGACGACGAGAAGACUUCUAAAAUAAUAUCCAAUACAAUGAAGGAGGAUGAUAAUUCGUUGGAAGAUUCGUUCACCUCAAAUUUGCUUAACCGUCGUAGAACGGGGUCCAUAUAG